Molecule: messenger RNA, 699 nt
Organism: Diachasma alloeum
Lineage: Eukaryota; Metazoa; Arthropoda; Insecta; Hymenoptera; Braconidae
Product: cilia- and flagella-associated protein 299-like
Exons: 1
Coding region: 1-699 (232 amino acids)
Source: RefSeq, a predicted model, not a curated record
AUGGCGACAAAAGGGACACAACUUGAUAACGAUAAACACCUCUUGAAAUUCUCGACUUAUGAAGAGUACCUGGACUCCCUGGUGACCCAAGUGGAUCUCGAUUACCUGAGAAACACCGAGACAGCGAGACUUAUCGCAGAGUUGGGUUACAAAAGCACGGGAGAGACUCUGGAUCGCGAGGCCUUCCACGAUCGCAGAAAUAUCGUCAAGGAUUUAUUAUUCCCCGUGUGGAGACCAUUCACACUUGACUCUGAACUGACGAACCACAGGGACCCCCUGAUAAUAGAAUUAUCACUUCGAGAGAGGGCUAAUCGUCUGGGAACACUGUCGACAAUUAUUUUCGUCAAGAUAAUUACGAAAUCUGGAUUCGAAGUUUCUGGAUAUAUAGAUUUUGCUCAUCGAUUGAGGAGGGAGAAUUGGAAGCCGUUCUUCGAGGGGAGGAGGAAGUUGAGACCGGGGAAGAGUGAUCUUUCGUACUAUCAUUGGAAGACUAAAAAGUUGAUUCUGAAUGGAACGGAUAAUUAUGAGCCUGUGAUGGAUGUGAAGAAGGGGAUUCUUUUGAAGAAUCUCAAGGAUCUCAAGUUUGUGGAUUUGGAUCCUAAGACUAGUCCAGGGGUCGAUACGUUUAGGUUGAGGGUCGAGAGUAGGGAUUAUCAGCAGGUAGUGCUGUAUGAUCAUGUCGUGAGAUGCAGACUUUAA